Messenger RNA from Phoenix dactylifera (date palm), 2976 nucleotides. Lineage: Eukaryota; Viridiplantae; Streptophyta; Magnoliopsida; Arecales; Arecaceae. The record is from RefSeq and is a predicted model, not a curated record.
GACAUCCAAGGCUAUCCGAGUUCAUCUAGAACUUGGAGACUUCACCUAUUAAAUCAACUUAUCCUCCUUUGAUUUCAUCCACCCAAAUCGUCGAGAAACACCAUGAUUCAAACUCUUCUUCUAUGAGCUUCCUCCUCGAUUCGUCGAUGGGAAGGGUCGCCGGAACACCUCGCUAGACCAAGGUUCAUAUGUUAUUCACGGAAACAAUAGCAAGUUCCACCGACAUGCGGCCGGACAAUGGUGCCGCACGUGACCGAAUGCACCUCUCACACCAACCUGAUCUCUCUCGGAACGGGAUCACAGCCAUUGAUCCACAGACGGCUGCAGUGCAAUAGAAGGUGACCGUCUGCGGCCACGAUGGUACUCCAUGCAGCCCCACUAAAAAACCCACAGGGAGAAGGUUGAAUAAAAAGCAGAAGGGUGGAGAAAAAAGAGGCCUCGCACAAAUUUGUCCAUUACCUAUCCCCUCCUGGUCUCUCUUUUCUCAAGAUCCAAUAGGCCGUCCCCAAUUACAACCUUAAGAAUUCACAGCACAAUCAUCAGGUUCAAGUCCAAGAAGUUUUCCCAUUCGGUGUUUGUUGGCAAGCUUUCAGACAUUUGAGAAUUGGAUGGUCGAAAUCCUUCAAUGAUCCUUUCCAAACCCUUCAAACCAUCCGACAUCAUAUCCGCUAUUAUCCAACUAAGACCAAUAAAGUUUCUAACUCAGGCCUCCAAAUCACCCAUCUGUUCUGAAAGCCACAAUUUUGAACCUCCCCAACAACUGUUCGAUAGAAUUCCGAACAGAAAUACGGUUGAUUCAAACUCUCAUAUCUACUGCCCUACCAAGAGUGAAAAGGAAGUGGGAGCUAUUACACUCCCUAGUUGGGUGUUCCUCGGUGGUUCAAAUUCAUUGCGCUUGGUUGUUUCUUGCAUCGUGCGAGCAAUAAAAGUCACGGGCUCGGUUGAUACAAAGCGUGGAAUUCACGCUGCUGUGAUAAAAAAUGGGUUUGAGUCUGAAGUUGCUAUCACCACCGCUCUUAUAGCUUUCUACUCUUCUUUGCAUGAGCUGGAAAGCGCUCGAAGGCUGUUCUAUUCGACACCCAUAAAAGAUUUGAUCUUGUGGAGUGCAAUGGUUUCGGCAUGUUGUAAGAAUGGACAAUUCAUCGAGGCUAUUGAUACUUUUGGUGAGAUGUUGAGUUUCGGUGUUACUCCAAAUAAUGUGAGCCUUCUGAGUGUUCUACUAGCAUGUGCCAAUACAAAUGCUCUGCUACAUGGAAAACAAAUUCAUGGGUAUGCUAUAAGGAAGGAAUUUGAUUCAGAAAUAAGCCUUUCUAACUCCCUUGUGGACAUGUAUGCAAAGUGUGGUAAGCUGGAUGCUGCAAUGGUAGUCUUCAACGGCACCAACUGGAAGGAUGACAUAUCAUGGAAGAACAUAAUAUUUGGAUGCAUAGAAAAUGGGCGGCCACGAGAAGCACAUCGAUUGUUCUAUGAUAUGAGAGCUUCUUGUAUUGAACCUGAUGAAAUUACCAUCAGGAAUGUAGUACGUACAUGCUCUCAAGCCGGCUAUCUGAUGUUUAUAUUAGGACUCCAUUGCUAUAUCAUCAAGAAUGGUCUAGGUGCCUCGACUUCUGUUGGAACUGCACUGCUUAGAGCAUAUGCAGAAUUCAAGGAGGUGGAGAUGGUUCAGGCAUUGUUUAAUCAACUCCAUCAUAAAGAUCACAUAGCAUGGAGUGCGAUGAUCUCGGCGUACUCUCAUUCAGGACAUCCAGAUCUUGCAUUGGAGAUGUUCAAACAGAUGCAAUUAGCAAAGGAGGAAGCUAACGAGAUUACAUUCGUUAGUUUGCUACAAGCUUGCUCUUUGGUGGGAGCAUUAGAGCUAGGAAAAAGCAUACAUGCACACGUGACAAGACUGGUCUUUGUUUCUAAUAUGUUUGUAACAUCAGCUCUGAUUGAUUUCUACUGCAAGCUCGGGAAGCUUAGGGAAGCAGAGAUCUUAUUUGGCAAGCUUCAAAAAAGAGAUCUUGUGUGUUGGAGUUCCAUGAUAAAUGGGUAUGGGAUAAAUGGGUGUGGAGAAGAGGCAAUUCAAAUUUUCUAUAAUAUGUUAGAGCGGGGGUUGAUGCCUAAUGAGGUCACUUUUGUCUCCAUUCUUUCUGCCUGUAGUCAUUGUGGUCUAGUGGAUGAAGGUUGGAAGUGGUUUCGCUCUAUGAAAGAGAAGUUUGGUAUUAGUUCUACUCUGGCACACUAUACUUGUAUUGUAGAUUUGCUAGGCCGCCAAGGGAGAGUGGAAGAAGCUCUGGAGUUUGUGAACACGAUGCCUAUGGAACCAGAUAUCACAGUUUGGGGUGUUUUGUUGAGCUGGUGUAGAGCAGCGCAUAGCGACAUCAAGAUCGCUGAGUUUGCAGCUGAGCGACUAAUUCAGUUGGAUCCAAGUAACACUAGUUGCUAUGUGACAUUGUCUAACAUGUAUUCCAAACUUGGUCUGUGGGGAGAUGCUAAAAGAAUCAGAGGACUGAUGGAGGAUAACAGCUUGAGAAAGACAGCAGGAUUUAGCAUGGUUUGAUGAUCUUAGGUACCACCUUUAAAGCAUGUGCUAGUUGUCACAUUUGAUAUUAAUGAAAUCAACUUAUUCCAUCUCCUGCACAUCAUAACAGCUUACUUUCAAAAGGCUUCAAGGAAGUAAAACAAAGUGCCUCUCUCUUUGAUGGGAGGGGUAGCAUAAUUUAUAUGAUCAAGCUCCUGCAGGCCUUCCUAUAAACUCUGGUAUGCAGAUGAAAUGCAAUUUAACUGAUCCUGUGGGGAAUCUAGUAAUGAACUCUUUGCAGAAGAGCACACUUUCCUAUUGAGAAAGCCUUUUAUACUGGGAGGUAUGUCAUUCCAUUGAUCUGAAUCAUAGUUGACAUGUAUAUCAAGUUGGAUGAAAGCUUCAUGCGAAGCCCUUUGGUGAACUGAUUCAUAAAUUUUGAUAGAAACUGUUAAGAACCAUUUGUUUAACUUUAA